CACGUGAUGCAUCCGCCAUUACAACCGUGAAACCCGUGAGCCGUGAAAGAUGUAUAAAGAUGGAGGGGGCGAAUCGUGUGCGGUAUUUAACUGUUUUAACAACAGAAAAAAAAUUUAUUUGUGGAAGCAUUCUAUCUGCAAAGUUCACGGUGACAUUCUCCACAAAGAUUGUCCGUGCAUUGUUCCAUACAGCCUUCACAAGAUGCCUAAAGCGGAGCCCGAAAAACUUCGAUGGCAACGAGCACUGCAUCGCAAUGAUUUGCCGAAGAAUGUGUUUGUGUGUUCAACACAUUUUAUAGAUGGGCGACCAACUGCAAGAAAUCCCAUACCCAGUCUGAAUUUAGGUUAUGAAGCUCCCAUAAAAGUUGGUCGUCGACUUUUGAAAAGGAAGUUUGUUGCAGAACAAAAGACGGAUGGGACAGAAGUUAUAAAACAACAAAAACUGGCUGCUACUGCUGCAGAUGAAUUUGAAACCCUCAACAUUCAGACUGAACCAAACAUGACAUCUUCUUCUGUGCAAACGAGCAUACAGAAAGCAGAUCUGCAGGCACACAGUGGACGGAUCUCACACUGUGUGAACAUGAAUAUGCAAACCAUUCCUUGCAGGAUAAAACACAAACAAGUUUUGUACUGCAAUCACUUUGAACAACCCACUACAUUUACUAUGCCUGUGUCAGAUAAGUCUUAA
Messenger RNA from Saccostrea cuccullata (small rock oyster), 688 nucleotides. RefSeq lists its product as uncharacterized. The transcript has 4 exons. The record is from RefSeq and is a predicted model, not a curated record. Lineage: Eukaryota; Metazoa; Mollusca; Bivalvia; Ostreida; Ostreidae. Bases 50 to 688 code for a protein of 212 amino acids.